CAAAAAAUGUCACAGACUAUCGCCAAAAAUUUUUAUCAAGUGGUAAAGACAGCACCAAAGGGUCGUUAUAAAGGAAUUAAACGAAAUUAUGAAGUUGAGGAUUUGUUGAAAUUGAGGGGAUCUAUUGAUAUUGAUUACACACUAGCAACUAGAGGUGCAAAUAAAUUAUGGCAAUUGUUACAUACAGAACCCUAUAUAGCUGCGUUGGGUGCUCUAACUGGCAACCAAGCUGUUCAAAUGGUUAGGGCUGGUCUUAAAGCUAUUUAUUUGUCAGGUUGGCAAGUAGCUGCUGAUGCAAACACUGCCGGAGAUAUGUAUCCCGACCAGUCACUUUAUCCUGCCAAUUCUGGGCCCGAACUUGCCCGAAAAAUUAACCGAGCAUUGCGACGUGCUGAUCUCGUUGAAUGUGUUGAGGCUGAGGAUUACAAAUCCCAACGUGAUUGGUAUGUUCCCAUAGUUGCUGAUGCAGAGGCGGGAUUUGGGGGUGCUUUAAAUUGUUUUGAACUAAUGAAAGCCUAUAUCGAAGCUGGAGCAUCCGGUGUACAUUUUGAGGACCAAUUAGGAUCAGAGAAAAAGUGUGGGCAUAUGGGGGGAAAAGUUUUGAUCCCUACAGCCCAACAUAUUCGCCAUCUAAAUGCUGCACGUUUGGCAGCCGAUGUUUGUGGAGUACCAACAAUUAUAGUGGCUAGAACUGAUGCAGAAUCUGCACGUUUAAUUACUAGUGAUAUCGAUGAACGUGACCAUCCAUUCAUUGAUAAACACGCUGGAAGAACGGCUGAAGGAUUCUACCGUUUACGUGAAGACAAUGCCAUCCAAUCGUGUAUUGAACGUGCUAAAAGCUAUGCUCCUUAUUGCGAUUUAAUUUGGAUGGAAACUUCACAUCCAACUCUGACAGAUGCUAGAGAAUUUUCUGAGGGUGUAAGGAAGGAAUUCCCCGAUAAAUUAUUCGCCUACAAUUGCUCUCCCUCAUUUAACUGGAGACAGCAUUUGAGACCUUCGGACAUGGAAAAAUUCCAACGUGAACUUGGAGCUAUGGGAUUUAAAUAUCAAUUUAUAACUCUUGCUGGCUUCCACACCAACAAUUUUAGCGUUUUCGAUUUGGCUAGAAAUUAUAAAGAACGCGGUAUGGCUGCAUAUUCGGAAUUACAGGAAAAAGAAUUUGCUGCAGAAAAAUUCGGUUACACGGCGGUUAAACAUCAACGAGAAGUAGGCACAGGAUAUUUUGAUUAUGUUGCUCAAGCUGCUGCAGGAGGUAUUUCUUCGACGACUGCACUUAAGGGGAGCACUGAGGAGGCUCAAUUUCAUACGGCUACUGCUUCUGCCGAUGAGGAUGAAAUUGUGACGAUCACCGCCCCUGAAAAUGCUGGAGACGAGACUAUACUCACUCCCGAUGCCCUCCGUUUCCUUCGCGAACUUCACCAAAAAUUCGAGCCUCGACGCCAUUCUCUCCUAGCUCAACGCAAAAUUCUUCAAUACAGACUCGAUCAAGGAGAUUAUUUCCCCGAUUUCGAUUCAACUACAAAAAAUAUUCGUGACGAUUUGGGGUGGAGUGGUGCUGAAAUUCCGGAGGAUUUGCUUGAUCGUCGUGUAGAAAUUACAGGGCCAACAGACAGAAAAAUGGUUAUCAAUGCUUUGAAUUCUGGAGCUAAAGUAUUUAUGGCUGAUUUUGAAGAUGCAAAUUCACCAACUUGGAGGAACCAAAUUGAAGGACAAAUUAAUUUACACGAAGCAAUCCGUGGCCGAAUCCAUUAUGUUAACCCUAUCACCAAACAAGAAUACUCCCUCAAGAAAAAUACAGCAGUUUUGAAAGUUCGCCCUCGUGGUUGGCACCUUCCGGAAAAACAUGUUCUUAUUAAUGACAAGCCAAUGUCUGCCUCUCUUUUCGACUUUGGUCUUUAUCUUUUCCAUAAUGCAAAAGCUUUGCAAGAGAAGGGAAGCGGCCCGUAUUUUUAUUUGCCUAAACUCCAGAAUGCACAAGAAGCCCAACUUUGGGCCGAUGUUUUUGCCUUUUCUGAGGAAAGACUGGGAUUGCCUAAAUCUACAAUUAAGUGCACUGUUUUAAUCGAACAUUUGUUGGCUACAUUUCAGAUGGACGAAAUUGUUCAUGCUUUGAAAGAUUAUGUUGUUGGUAUUAAUUGUGGCCGUUGGGAUUAUAUCUUCUCAUAUAUUAAAGUUUUUCGAAAUCAUCGAAAAUUUUUAUUGCCAGAUCGUUUCUUAGUUGGAAUGACUUCCGAUUUUCUCCGUGCUUAUUCCCUCCUUUCAAUUAAAGUUGCCCAUCAAAGAAAAAUUUUUGCAAUGGGAGGAAUGGCCGCGCAAAUUCCUAUUAAACAUGACCAGACAGCUAAUGAGGAAGCAUUAAAAGCUGUUAGAAAGGACAAAGAAAGGGAGGCUUCUGAUGGACAUGACGGUACCUGGGUCGCUCAUCCCGGACUUGUGCCUGUAGCCCAAGCUGUAUUUGAUGCCCACAUGAAGGAUGGACAUAAUCAAAUACUUAAACAACUUCCCGAUUUUUUCACUGACAAUCAACGAUUGACUUCGCCUCCGGAAGGAGUAAGAACUGAAGCUGGAUUCCGACGAAAUAUUUCUAUUACUUUGGGCUAUUUGGAUAGCUGGCUACGUGGUACAGGCUGUGUUCCAUUAUACAAUUUAAUGGAGGAUGCAGCUACAGCUGAAAUUAGUCGUGCACAGCUUUGGCAAUGGCUUCGUCAUGAAGCGCGUUUGGAAGAUGGCCGUACUGUUGAUCCUCAACUUGUUAAAAUGACCAUAGCAUCGGAGACUGAGCGUCGUUUAGUACGUGCCGGUUCUGUUGUAAAUAGAAUUCCUGAGGCCUCUGAACUUUUGGAAAAAUUUGUUUUGGAGCCUGAAUUGAGCGAUUUUCUUACUUUGGAUGCUUAUGAUAAGCUUGUCUCGGAGGGAAAAUAA
Meloidogyne enterolobii is the source of this 2922-nucleotide messenger RNA. NCBI's taxonomy places the organism in Eukaryota, Metazoa, Nematoda, Chromadorea, Rhabditida, Meloidogynidae. The record is from the annotation of a GenBank genome assembly.